AUGACUGAACCCCUUCAGCAAGCAACAGCUUUCGCAAGCACAGUAGGGAUCCAAACCCUUGCGACGAAUCAACAGCGCUCAACAGGCGCAAGACAAAAUAUAGAUAAUCCGUUUCUGACGUUCGAUGACACGAUUCCCGACCUCAAGACUCAACGUACUGAGCUAGAAGAGUAUGUGUGGGAAUUUGCUUCAUUAGCCGGUCUCAAAGACCGCUAUGAGUUGCUUCGAUUUGGUGCUCGUCUCGCUCGAGACAAGUAUGAGACUAUGAGAAAAUACGCGGAUGAGCUCACAGAUUCGGAAAAGGAGUUGUUGGAGAAGGAAAAGGAUGAGAGUACAGGCUUUUGGAAGCAGUCCAAAUUUCUCCGCGCGACAAUCAUGACCGCAAGUCUUGCGGGCAUGAUCCAAGGAUGGACGCAAAGCGCCAAUAAUGGCACUGCUCAUGGCAUGCCAGACGAAUUUGGCCUCUGCUAUCGCAGAGAAACGAACUGUCCUUCGUCCGAUCUUUGGACGUUUGGGAUGCUAAACGCCAUUCCGCUGUUUUCCGCAGGCCUCUUCGGUACACUCCUUGCAGAUCCGCUGCAGGAGAACUUCUUAGGGAGGCGAGGUAGUGUGAUGCUGUCUUGUGGCAUCACAAUAGCCUCGACAAUCGGUGCAUCACUUACGCACAAUGUAGGCUCACUCGCAGCUUGCCGAGCUAUCAACGGAAUAGCUCUGGGUGCAAAAGCGUCGAUAGUCCCAAUAUAUGCGGCUGAAAUAUCACCGGAGCAUAUACGUGGCGCUGUUCUGGCGAAUUGGCAGCUUGCUGAUGCAGCCGGCAUCUUUCUCGGGUUUCUGGCAAACUUGCUGGUCGUUGUUUAUGUGGAGAAAGCAGAGUCCGCAUGGCGCAUUCUUACGAACACUGUGCUCAUCCCCACAGUGCCAUUGCUGGUGAUGAUAUACUUAAUGCCGGAAUCGCCGCGAUAUUUGAUGAAGCAUGGAAAAUACCCCAAAGCGCUCGAAGCCUUCGAACAGGUCCAGACCACGCGGUUACUAGCAAGUCGGGAUUUCAUGUAUGCGCAUGCUCAGCUGGAUUUCGAAAGCCGACUCUUAAAAGGGGAAACAAAUGAGCUUGGCACCCUGGCCGAUCGCGUAGAUGUCAGCUUGCCGAGCUUUUCUGGAGAGCCAUCUUCGCCAUCGCCAAAUCGCGCACAAUUAGAAAGGGCUGCUGAACAUGGAGCCGUAUCGCCAGGUCGAUUCGCCCUAGAUCCCAAUGUCGAGGGAACGAAGUUAGGGCCAACAGCGGUUCGGAACGAUAGCCAGCACCAAGUCAGGCCGCAGCCCGAGCAAAACGAAGACAGUAACAUUGAGCUCGCGACAUUGAAUAGGAGGUGGAGUGACAUCUCCAGCCUAAACUUCGAGGUUGGGGUCAAACGAACGAAGAAGAACAAUCCGUACUCGUACAACAUCGGUGUCAACGGCUACUACAAGCGUCUGAGGGAGUUAUGGUCCAACAAGCGGUGUCGACGAGCAUUGCUGUGCGCUUCCGUGUCCAUGAUCACCCAGACUCUGACAGGCGUCAAUACGAUCGCCUUCUUAGGUCUGGCUUUUGGAGCAGCGAAUUACAUGUUCGGGCUUCCUGCUUAUUGGUCUUCGGAUCGAUUGGGACGUUCCGUCAUGCUUUUGCUCGGCCUACCAAACAUGGCAUGGUCAAUCCUAGUCUUUGCCUUCCUCUUCAAAAUCACCGACACGUCCGUCCAGAUACCAUUGGUCAGCAUCUUCGCGGUCAUCUUCGUUGCCUUUUAUGCCCCGACAGCCGGUACGUCUCCGUUCUCGAUCGCAGCAGAGGUCUUUCCUCUCGUAUCGAGAGAGGCGGGUAUGGCCGUCUCCGUUGCGGUCAACCUCUUGGGCGCUGGUGUAUUGGUCCUAGUCUUCCCAUUCCUGCAGGACAGCAUUCGGCCGACAGCUGCAUUCUCUAUCUUCGCAGGCUUGAAUAUGGUGGCGUUUGUGCUGGUGUAUUUCACCUUGCGCAAUCAGGCCGAGUCGCCUUUACUCCGACUGCCUGGCGAGCUGCGCAAUCGUAUCUACGAGUUAGCUGUUGGCGGAAACAUCAUCGUCGUAACAAAAUCCUACAAGCGAUGGAGAAAAACGUCGGUCUACCUCACCUCGGCUGAUCCUUCUGGACCGGACGCAAAAAGCGCCCAGGCGAGCAUUCGUGCACCUGUAUCGGGAAUCUUUACCAUCGGCCUCGUAUGCCGCCAGCUGCACCGUGAAACAGCGCUCAGUCAGUACGCAAAGAACCUCUUCCACUUUGACAGCAUGACAGCUGGUCAGAUCUUGUUGGAGAGCCUUAAUAGUGCACAACGAGCGUUGCUCACAUCGAUUUCUAUCCAGGUCGGGACCUACUUCGUGACAAGAUGGUUCUUCGGUUGGGUCAUAGAUCUGCGAACAAGCCUUGACGAGACUGGCAUCUCCUUGCCCAAGCUGAAGCAUGUUUACUUCGGUCCAGAACUCGUGAAAGGCACUCACUGGGAUGAUGAAGAGGCAAUACUGAAUAGAAUUGGGGUUUGGCAUAACAUGAAGAUCGGAUCGGGACGUAACGAAGGUAUCUCGUUCAUCCUGCUCGAUGUGUUCAGCGGAAUGGAGAACCGAGAUCAAGCAAAGACGAUCAAAUUGAAUUGGGACGGUGAGACGUGUGUCUAA
Alternaria incomplexa is the source of this 2679-nucleotide messenger RNA. RefSeq lists its product as uncharacterized. The record is from RefSeq and is a predicted model, not a curated record. The transcript is spliced from 6 exons. The coding region runs from base 1 to 2679 and encodes 892 amino acids. Gene Ontology annotation, molecular function: myo-inositol:proton symporter activity. Lineage: Eukaryota; Fungi; Ascomycota; Dothideomycetes; Pleosporales; Pleosporaceae. Gene Ontology annotation, cellular component: membrane. Gene Ontology annotation, biological process: transmembrane transport.